AUGGCUACUGAUACAUCAAGUGUUGCAAACCAGCGAGUUGUUGACACCCUUGCGGCUAGAUUGCGGAGACGGCAAGUUGUAGGUUCCCGCGAAACUGCUCUCGAGACCGUCCUUGUCCUGAGGCAGGUCAUCUCAAAAGCACGAUUCUCCAAUAUCGACCAACUUGUCGAAAUUAUCCGAUCCGUUGGACGGAAGCUCGUGGAAGCACAACCUAAAGAAUAUACGGUCGGGAACACCGUGCGGAAAGUGCUACAUCAUAUCCGGGAGGAAUACCACACUGCUUCGAAAGGGACCGCGGUUGUGUCGAAAUCGAAAGAUGCCUUGUCGAUCGCAAAAUUCGUGUUGCAGGGUCAACCACGGACACAGAAUGUUGUCCAAAAGACGAAUUUGAACGACUCGCACGCCAUGUUGAAGGAGAACGAUGCGGAUGAUCCUGAUGCAUUUGCUCGAACGCUUAAACCCGUUCUUAUGGAAGCCAUCCAGGACGUCCUGGAUGAGCUGGAAACAGUGCAUGAUAACGUCUCGAAAAAUGCAAAGGAUCAUAUACAUUCCGACGAGAUAAUCCUGACCAUCGGCAAGUCGAGUACCGUUGAGGCAUUCCUUAAAGCUGCAGCACCCUAUCGGAAAUAUACUGUCAUCGUUGCGGAUACCGCACCAUCAUAUAGCGGACAUGAUAUGGCUCAAUCUCUGUCAUCCGCUGGCAUUUCAACGGUUCUUGUUCCCGACUCAUCCAUCUACGCACUCAUGUCUCGCAUCAACAAAGUCAUGCUUGGUGCACAUGCGAUACUAGCCAACGGCGGCAUGUUUGCGAUAACAGGAUCUCUACUUGCUGCCACGGCAGCUAGAGCGCAUAGCACCCCGGUUGUUGUUUGUGCUGGACAGUUUAAGCUCACCCCGCAAUGGAAUUUGUAUCACGAAUAUGGCGCACUCGACUUUGCAGAUCCAAGUAGUGUGCUAGGAUUUGAAGAAGGCAAUCUCGUCGAUAAGGUUGACGUGGUCAACCCCUUCUAUGACUAUGUUCGACCAGAGUUGAUUGACGCAUUCAUUACAAACGAUGGAGAUCACCCUCCAUCAUCGGUAUAUCGUCUUAUCAAGGAAGCAUAUGACGAUGAGGAUUACGAACUGUAGCAGAUGCAUGUAGAAAAAGCACGCUACAGACAGUGUAUUUGCAUCACCACUUGAGCAUACUGCUCGCCGUUCACUUGCUCUUGGUGCUCAAUAUAUCGAAAAAAGCGUCUUGGGGGAGGUCAACAGAUCCAAUGCGCUUCAUCUUUCGCUUGCUCU
Molecule: messenger RNA, 1284 nt
Organism: Suillus bovinus
Lineage: Eukaryota; Fungi; Basidiomycota; Agaricomycetes; Boletales; Suillaceae
Exons: 6
Coding region: 1-1128 (375 amino acids)
Biological process (GO): translational initiation
Cellular component (GO): eukaryotic translation initiation factor 2B complex
Molecular function (GO): translation initiation factor activity; guanyl-nucleotide exchange factor activity
Source: RefSeq, a predicted model, not a curated record